This is a messenger RNA of Notodromas monacha, 2869 nucleotides long. Lineage: Eukaryota; Metazoa; Arthropoda; Ostracoda; Podocopida; Cyprididae. The record is from the annotation of a GenBank genome assembly.
UUUUUCCUUUUCUCCUCAGGUUGACAUCUUAAUUACAAUCUGCGAAAUCCGAAAAGACAAUGAAUACUUUGAAGCUACCGUUUUGGUGUGCUAAAUUUCUUGUUGCUCAAAAUUUUUUCCUUUUUAAAAGCAAAUUCAACAGGUAUACUUGCUGGAGUGGUUAUGAAAAUGUUUUUCCAGCUUGUUGAGUAAACAAGAACUCUGGGCCAAGGGGGAAACCAGUGAAGGUUUUCUCUUGCAUGAAGUAGUUCAGCAUCAUUCUCUCAUUUCACAUUCCACAUUUUUGAGGAGAAAGCCGUUAUUUUGCAUCUUACUGAACAUCCGUUGUGACUGAGCGCAUUGAAGGCACAGGUUUCCCUAAUAAUCAUGAGUCCUACUAUGUACGAAGAAGACUUAGAUGACUUCAGGUUUGAUCAUCCAUGCUGCGACGAAAGCUUAGAUUAUCGCUAUGGGCACGAAGUUUUCCGGCUUGGCAGUGAAGAAUGGCGCUUCGAAGAUAAGAAAUUUCAUCCAUGGUCAUGGUCAGAAAUGUCCUUUUCGAACAAGGUCAAUCGUCUGUGUCUUCUUCAUCACAGUCAGGAUGACCCUGGCUUGACAGACAAUGGGAAAAGUGAAGAUGUUGCCCGUGAGCAUCUGAAAAUUUGUUUUCACGUAUUGAACCAGGACCCGUUAAAUGUUGAGGAAGGAUUUCGCCAUGCCAACAAUGCGCUGAAUUGGGUUCCACAAAAAAAUGGAAAGUUUUUGAAACCUUCCGAUAAGCGACCUCGUGAAACCGAAGAAACACGUCUCAAGUGGGUCCCAGAUUUUGGGGCUGUAACCCUGGCCGCAGCGUUUGUAGCCAGGGCUGAAUUGUUUUGGAGGGUUGGAAUGACCCAAAAUGCCAGGAAAGAUUAUUAUGAAGCUCGUUGCGCUCUGGUGUCGAAGAACAAUGGCGAUGACGUAGCACUGAUAGAAGACACCAUAGUUAUGAUGCAGUUCAAAGAAGAAAUUGACGCCUACUGCUACAUCACAGUCGCCUCCUGGAUACAGAUUUUGCAAGACAACUAUUCUGUGGCUCUCAAGAACAUCUCUUCUGCUCAGAAGUGGGCAAAAAUUUCCAAAUCUCCCAAUCUACGCUACAUCCAGGAAUGGGAGAAAAUCACGAACGAAAUUCAGCGGGUUGCUGAAGAUGAACACUUAAGCCUCACCGAUAUCGAAGAAGGAGCUCGUGUCAAAAUACAGGAUUUGGCUUGUUUGAGCUGGAGGGAACACCCUUUGGUAGAAAGCGAUCCAAAGUAUGCGGUGAAUUUCAUCGAUAUAAUAAAUGAACAGUACGAUGAUAUUACGGGAGGAUCUGAAUAUGACAUGUUACACUCGGCAGUGGAUGUGAGGUAUUCUUCCAAGAAAGGACGACACCUUGUGGCCAAGCGAAACAUUCCAGCUGGAGCCAUUUUGGUGUAUGAAGCACCAUUCUUUGCCUUGGUGGAUCCCAGCCGAAUGCUCGAGUUCUGUCAUCGUUGCAAGAAGAGGCUUGGUUUCUCCCAAGCUCAUUGUCCCACUUGUGUUUAUACGCGGUAUUGUGAUUCUUACUGCAAAUCCCAAGAUUACUAUCACCCCUACGAAUGCCAAUACAUGGGUUAUUUUCGAAGCAGAGGAGACCUGGACCUGGAAUUUGCGGGAAGGCUGACGGAGCUGUAUCUGGACAUCAUGGCCAUUCCAAAAACCUAUUACCAGAAUUAUCGCUCGCGUGAGCUUGAUAGAUGUCACGAUGCUGUUGAGACUGCAGUCCUUAUGGGAUCCGCAGGCAGGGACAAGCCUGAGUCGCCGCUUAUGACCAGACUCCGCGCCAAAAUAAUUUUUCAUUUAAAAUGCAAUUUGGCGGGUUACAAGUUUCAACUCCCGCAAACCGAAUUUGUUCCAGGUAAAGUGUCCGGAAAAACGGAUUCCUUUGGAACCGCUCUGUUGAACUAUGGCAUGCUUUUCAACCAUUCCUGCACUUACGGAUGCACUUGGGAUUUUGUGAGUGGAAAAUUUGUUUUCCGAACAUUGGUACCUUUCUCAUGCGGAGAAGAGCUUACGAUCAAUUGCGGGGUCAACUUCACGACGGAUGUGCGGGAGGAACGGAAAUUUUUUAAUGAUGAUGGGAUAACCGAAUUCACGUGUGAAUGUGAAGCCUGUUGUGAGAACUGGCCGCUGGUUCAAUUCCAAAGUUUGCAUCAAUACUUCGAUUUGAGCAUUUGCCCUUCGUGUAAAUCAAAUGCAGUUUCUGGAUCAACUUGUGACGAUUGUAAAGCUGAUCUUGUUCCAGAGCAGAAGAAGUUGAAGGACCUUUCUCUCGUCGCAGAGGAUGCUGUGAAACUGCUACAGGAUUUCAGAAUUACGGACGCUGAAAAGUUGUUAGUGGAUGCAAUCAAUGCUGGAAAAAUGAAGGCCAAAAGUGGAGCUAAUCACGAAAUCUUCCUGGUGAAGUUACUUCGUCGCUGCUGGGCCUUGCAAGGAUGCGUUUCUGUCCUGAAGCCAGAAGAAAUGGACAAAAAUUUUGAUUAUGACACAUUGUGACUUGCUGGAAAAUGAAGCGCCGACGUGUGCCGUGUAAUUGGAAAAAACUCAGCCAUUCUCGGAUUUAUUCCGCGGCAGAUGUCACUCAGUAAUUUUCCAGCCAGUUUGCAAAAUAUUCCAUCGAUGAAUGAAUUCAAACAAAAUUUUAGUUUUUGAGAACAUUCUUCCUACUUAACAAAUAUGGUGAAUAACCUGUUCUGGAGAAUAAAGAAGCCCGCGACAAUUACGCAGAAUGUGAAUGGAUGGAAUAGCUUUCUAAGCUUUGUCGGAGUUGACUGUUGGGGUGAAAUGGGCAGAUGCAAAAUAAAUUACAGGGAAUUUUCUCAUUUCA